ACUAUGAUCGCAAACGGACGACAAAAAAUGUGGCGCCAUCGCACCGUAGCCGGUGUUCUCCUCCUGCUGGCCGUUGUGGGACUGUGCCACGCGUCGGAAUUGGAGCUCGAUGGUCGCGUGGUGGGCGGAACAGCGGCGGCGGCCAACAGUGCUCCCUACAUAGUGUCCCUGCAGUAUGGCGGUACCCAUUAUUGCGCUGCCAGCAUCCUGAAUGCCAACUGGCUGAUAACCGCUGCUCACUGCCUGGCCAACAGGAACCAGGUGCUGGGAAGCACCCUAGUGGCGGGCAGUAUUGCCGUGGCUGGAACAGCCAGCACUACCCAAAAACGGAGCAUCACACACUACGUGGUUAACGAUCUGUACACAGGCGGAACUGUGCCCUACGACAUCGGAUUGAUCUACACGCCUACCGCCUUCACAUGGACUGCUGCAGUGGCUCCGGUGAAGCUGCCAUCGGCCGGGGCCAAGCCAACUGGCAAGGCCACGCUCUACGGCUGGGGCAGCACCAGCAAAACCAACAGCCCCUCGUAUCCCAAGACUCUGAUGGUGGCCAAGGAUAUACCAAUCAUUAGUCUCGUCUCCUGUGCUGCGGCUCUGGGCUCCAAGGGCGUAGAUGUCCACACCACGAAUCUGUGCACUGGCCCCCUCAGCGGAGGUACCAGCUUCUGCACCUCAGACUCGGGAGGUCCUUUGGUCCAAGGCAAUGUCCUCAUCGGCAUCGUGUCCUGGGGCAAGCUUCCCUGUGGUCAGCCCAAUUCUCCUUCAGUCUACGUGGAGGUAUCUGCGUUUAAUUCCUGGAUUGCUGCCAACCAAAAGAUUUAAUUUGAAAUUUUUGUAAAAUAAAAUUUAAAUGGAAGCAAGUGAA
Molecule: messenger RNA, 865 nt
Organism: Drosophila kikkawai
Lineage: Eukaryota; Metazoa; Arthropoda; Insecta; Diptera; Drosophilidae
Product: trypsin delta-like
Biological process (GO): proteolysis
Molecular function (GO): serine-type endopeptidase activity
Source: RefSeq, a predicted model, not a curated record